Messenger RNA from Gorilla gorilla gorilla (western lowland gorilla), 1354 nucleotides. RefSeq names its product G protein-coupled receptor 139 (gene GPR139). Lineage: Eukaryota; Metazoa; Chordata; Mammalia; Primates; Hominidae. The transcript has 2 exons. Gene Ontology annotation, molecular function: neuropeptide receptor activity. The record is from RefSeq and is a predicted model, not a curated record. The coding region runs from base 275 to 1336 and encodes 353 amino acids. Gene Ontology annotation, cellular component: plasma membrane. Gene Ontology annotation, biological process: phospholipase C-activating G protein-coupled receptor signaling pathway.
ACAGACGGGCUCCGGGAGCCCCUCCCGAGGCCCCGCGCAGCGCGCCCCGCACCCUGCGCCCCGCGUCCUGCGGGAGGGCUGAGCCAAGACUCCAGGCGGGCAGGUGCGGAGCGAGCAGAGGGGAUCACGGCCAAGGGUAGGAGCCAGUCCUGCGGGGAGAGAGGCGCUGCUGCUCCAGCUGCUGCUGCCUCCGCCGCCGCCACCACCGAGCCGGCGACCAGAGUCGGGCUGGCAGGCCGGGCGCGAAGCGGCAAGGGGAGCGAGGGGCGCGCUCAUGGAGCACACGCACGCCCACCUCGCAGCCAACAGCUCGCUGUCUUGGUGGUCCCCCGGCUCGGCCUGCGGCUUGGGUUUCGUGCCCGUGGUCUACUACAGCCUCUUGCUGUGCCUCGGUUUACCAGCAAAUAUCUUGACAGUGAUCAUCCUCUCCCAGCUGGUGGCAAGAAGGCAGAAGUCCUCCUACAACUAUCUCUUGGCACUCGCUGCUGCCGACAUCUUGGUCCUCUUUUUCAUAGUGUUUGUGGACUUCCUGUUGGAAGAUUUCAUCUUGAACAUGCAGAUGCCUCAGGUCCCCGACAAGAUCAUAGAAGUGCUGGAAUUCUCAUCCAUCCACACCUCCAUAUGGAUUACUGUACCGUUAACCAUUGACAGGUAUAUCGCUGUCUGCCACCCGCUCAAGUACCACACGGUCUCAUACCCAGCCCGCACCCGGAAAGUCAUUGUAAGUGUUUACAUCACCUGCUUCCUGACCAGCAUCCCCUAUUACUGGUGGCCCAACAUCUGGACUGAAGACUACAUCAGCACCUCUGUGCAUCACGUCCUCAUCUGGAUCCACUGCUUCACCGUCUACCUGGUGCCCUGCUCCAUCUUCUUUAUCUUGAACUCAAUCAUUGUGUACAAGCUCAGGAGGAAGAGCAAUUUUCGUCUCCGUGGCUACUCCACGGGGAAGACCACCGCCAUCUUGUUCACCAUUACCUCCAUCUUUGCCACACUUUGGGCCCCCCGCAUCAUCAUGAUUCUUUACCACCUCUAUGGGGCGCCUAUCCAGAACCGCUGGCUGGUGCACAUCAUGUCCGACAUUGCCAACAUGCUAGCCCUUCUGAACACAGCCAUCAACUUCUUCCUCUACUGCUUCAUCAGCAAGCGGUUCCGCACCAUGGCAGCCGCCACGCUCAAGGCUUUCUUCAAGUGCCAGAAGCAACCUGUACAGUUCUACACCAAUCAUAACUUUUCCAUAACAAGUAGCCCCUGGAUCUCGCCGGCAAACUCACACUGCAUCAAGAUGCUGGUGUACCAGUAUGACAAAAAUGGAAAACCUAUAAAAGUAUCCCCGUGAUUCCAUAGGUGUGGCAAC